This is a messenger RNA of Paramecium sonneborni, 1750 nucleotides long. NCBI's taxonomy places the organism in Eukaryota, Ciliophora, Oligohymenophorea, Peniculida, Parameciidae. The record is from the annotation of a GenBank genome assembly.
AUGAGUAGCUUUUUUUCUAAAUUUGUAUCUUUUGUAAUGGAUGACAAACCAAAACCAUAAAAUACUAUCAUGAAUGCUUUUAUAAAUUAGCCAUAAAAAUAAUAAAGUGAAAGUGAAAAUUCUGAUGAAGAUUCAAAUAAUUCAGAAAAUGAAUCAAGAAAUUCAUAAGAAUAAGAUGAAGAGGAAGAAGAUGAUAAUGAAGAAGAAGAGGAUGAAAAUGAAGAAGAAGAUGAAAAUUCUGAAGAAAGUUAUGAUGAAGAAGAAGUGACUUCAAAAAAAGAAAGUGAAAAUAAAUCUGAAGAGUGUUCUCCUUGUUGCAAUAAAAAUAUGAAAUAAGAUAUAGUAGAAGAUAUAGAUUAAGAAUUAGAAUAAGAAUUGUGGUAUUGGAAUAAAUUAUCACAUGAUAACUAAUAAAAAGAGAUUUAAAAAUAAUUAUUAGAUGUAUGUUGAAUAAAAUAAUUAUUAUUUAGAUUACUUUAAAUUCUUUACUAAAUUCUGAUACUAUAAUUCAAUUACAUCAUUAAUAAAAAUACAAUUAAGUUAUCGAUUCAAUAGAUGAACCUGAAUAUAAAUUAGAUUAUAUUAAUUUUAUUUGGAAUGAUAUUUCAGAUUCUCAAAUUUUAAUUAAGCAUAUAGAACUAUUGUGUAAACAUAAACCAUAAUAAGUUCCUAAUUUUUUAAGAUCUGGUAAAUAUCCAAUCUUUGACUCCAUUUAUUUAACAAAAGCAUUUAAUAUUUAUGAAGGAACAGCUAUAUUGUUGGAGAAGAUGAAUAAAAUAGAUGAAAGCAUUUAAAUUUAUUUAGAAUUUAUGGAUGAUUUAUUGAAACGUUAUCUAAGAGAAAUUAUUAGACUACCUGUUUAGAUUUCAAAGAAAAAGAAACCCUAUUUAGUAAUUACUACUAUUGGAUAAUUAAUCUCUACUCUUAAUGAGCUAUUGAAGAAUAUGGAAAUACUAUUAGAUAAUAAUAAAUUCCAUAAUAAUAUAGACAUAUUGUAUUUUUAAGUGUUUAAUCAAAUAAUUGAUUGGUAAAGAAUGUUGUAUUAAGCUUAUAAAUUAGAUAAUACAAAAAUUGAAAUAUUGACAAUUAUCAAUAAUUUUAGAACUAAUACACCUGAAAUUCUGAUAAAAUUGUUAUAUUCAACUGAUAUUGAACUAUUUAUAGAUGAGUUGAUAAAUAAUUAUUCGAAGUUAAAUUUAGGAUUUUAAUUUUAUUGUUUUAGAGCUGUUUUUUUGGAUUUUCAUUGUUAUUAACAUAUUUUAAGACUUGGCAAUUUGGAAUUAUGUAAAACAAAUAACAUUAUAAAUGAUAUCCUACAUAAAAACAGAAAUUUAGGGAAGAGAGUAGAUAUAAUAUGUUAAUAAUGCUAAUAAUUAGGACAUAGGAUUAUUGAUGAUAUUGGAGGUUAUAAAAAAAGUUAUUUAUAGAGAUUGAAAAUGUAGUGACAUUUAAUUGUGGCCAUUCAUAUCAUAUAUCUUGUUAGAGGAAUUGGAUUUGUUCAGUUUGUUAAUCAAAAAUAAGUGAAUUGUUAGUUUAAGUUCAGCAUAUAAUGGCUGCAAAAAUGAAUCAGUUAAAAAAUUAAUAAAAAUAAAAUUUAAAUAAAAAUAUUCAAUAGAAAGAGGAACAAUUAAAACGUAAUAAUAAUAAGUCAAUAAUAAAAUAAAGUGAAUUUGAUAAGAGAAAAAUAAAAAUGGAUAAUUUGUAAUAAUAUGAAUUAAGAAAAUAAAAUGAAAAAUAUAUAUAAUUAUGA